Molecule: messenger RNA, 378 nt
Organism: Rangifer tarandus platyrhynchus (Svalbard reindeer)
Lineage: Eukaryota; Metazoa; Chordata; Mammalia; Artiodactyla; Cervidae
Source: the annotation of a GenBank genome assembly
AUGAGGCUGCUCACCCACAACCUGGUGAGCUCGCACGUGCGGCGGGUGGUGCCCCGUGGCUUCCCCCUGCGUCUCCAGGCCACGGAGGUCCGCAGCAACCCUGUGGAGUUCAACCCCGACUUCAUAGCUCGUAUGAUACCCAAAGUGGAGUGGGCGGCGCUUCUGGAGGCUGUGGACACACUGCAUCUUGUCGAGGUGCCUAAAGAGCCGAUUCAGGGAUAUGAGCAUAAGGAGGAAUUUCUGAGAAAGAUGCACCACGUGCUGCUAGAGGUGGAGGUCUUGGAGGGCACCCUGCAAUGCCUAGAGUCAGGACGUCUGUUCCCCAUUAGCCGUGGGAUCCCCAAUAUGCUGUUGAGUGAUGAGGAAACUGAGACAUAA